Messenger RNA from Nannochloropsis gaditana CCMP526, 1179 nucleotides. Its product is annotated as conserved oligomeric golgi complex subunit 5. Gene Ontology annotation, biological process: intra-Golgi vesicle-mediated transport. The record is from RefSeq and is a predicted model, not a curated record. The transcript has a single exon. The annotation marks the transcript as partial. Gene Ontology annotation, cellular component: COG complex.
GCAUUUUCUGCGGAGUCUGACGGACGCUCUGGACAGUCUGGUGGACAGCACGUCCAAGCAAUGCCAUAGCUUGCUACAAGGUGCACCGCAUGGAGUUCUCAGUCGCUCCCAAGAGAGGGGCAAUCCGGCCGCGCUUUUGGCGCUUGUGGAGGCGUUGGGUGAGGGGACGUCGUCGGAGGCUCAAACGGGUUUGAUUGAAGGCGAAGAAGAGCACGGGCCGAUGUCUGAGCGUCUGUCGCCUUCCUCGCUGUCGCUUGCGCCCGAAACGGCCGGUGGCAGCCAUGAAGAGCGGACGGUGGGUGCAGAGGCUCUGAGGAGCCUCCGCGAUCUAUACUUAGGACAGAGCCUGCAGCGUCUGUGUCGGCCCAUAGAGCAGAUGUUCCCCAGCCAGGAGGGCUACCAGGCGGCCAUUCCCAGCAAACAUGACUUGCAGGCGCUCCUUCGCGUCAUGCAAACCGAGGUUGUAAGCGCCCUUGCGGAGGGAGGGCCGCUCCUCCUCCCUCACGUGCUGCAGGGCAUGGUGAAGGCGGUGUAUCUCUUUUGUGCGAAGAUCGAGGCCAUGAUCAACACCGGAGAGGGCGCACGCAAGCUUUAUCCGCUGCGUGGGUGGAUGCUGGGGUACGAGAAAGAGCACAACCUGCAACUCCUGCAGCUGGUGGCCCUCCUACACCACGGCCUUCAACGCUUACCGCAGGAGCUGGCGCCUGCCUUCCGCGUCGGAGUCUCUUGCACGAAAGCUGUGGCGGAGGCCGUGGGGGCCCUGGAGACAUUAGCAGUCGUCAACUUGGUACAUCCCUACAUGGUGGACAUCGCGACGGAGCUGGGUGGGACGCUGGCGGAGAUGCACCUGGAGAACUAUGCGCCUCUACCUCAAGAGCAAGAACAAGGAGACAAAGGCCAAACUAUGAAUUCCCGAUUUAUCAGUACCUUUCAAGCCGCUGUGGAAGCUUUGCGGAAGCAUCACCUUAGCCGUUUCCCUUUACAAUGCGAGUUUGUCUCCCGGGCCUUCAAGGCUCUCGCCGGACGGCUACUGCGCCUUUAUGUGAGCCAUGCGGCGCUCGUCCGCCCUCUCAACGAGGCAGGCAAGGCGAAAAUAACCAACGACAUGGCCAUGCUGGAGACAGCCCUCUACUCCCUACAUCCUAAACUCGCAGAGCUGGGUGCCCCUUACCUGGAGCU